Messenger RNA from Geodia barretti, 1203 nucleotides. The record is from the annotation of a GenBank genome assembly. Lineage: Eukaryota; Metazoa; Porifera; Demospongiae; Tetractinellida; Geodiidae.
AUGACUCCGCCGCUGCAGGGUGUACGCAUCCUCGAGAUGUCGCAGGCCAUCGCCGGCCCCGUGGCGGCGCGGACGCUGGGCGAUCUGGGCGCUGAGGUCAUCAAGAUCGAGCAGCCGGGCGUGGGGGAUAUGUCGAGGCGCAUCGGCCCUCAUUUCCUUGGCGGCGAGAGCGCCUACUACCUGAAUUUCAACCGGAACAAGAAAAGCGUAACCAUUGACCUGCGGACACCGCAGGGCCGGGAGGUAUGCCACCGGCUCGUCGCGGUAUCCGACGUGGUUUUCGACGCCUUCAGGCCCUCGGUGCUGGACCGGCUGGGGCUGGGCUACGAGACACUCAAGGGGAUCAAUCCGUCCAUCAUCGCGUGUUCGCUGUCAGCGUUCGGGCAGGAGGGUCCAUACAGGGAGCGACCGGGUUUCGACGGCAUCGUGCAGGCUAUGGGCGGCGGAAUGAGCGUCACGGGACAUCCUGGCCAGCCCCCGGUGUUCAUGGGCUUCCCGGUGGGAGACAUGGUGGGCGGCUACAUGGCGGCACUGAGCAUCGCCUCGGCCCUCUAUGGUCGCAGGGUAACCGGCGAGGGGCGGCGGCUGGACAUUUCACUGCUGGAUGUACAGAUUGGACUGCAGGCGCACCUGGGGCAGUUCUAUCUUGUGUCCGGGGAGGUCCCGCAGCCAAUUGGGUCCGGGCACCCAUCCAACCUGCCGGUCGGAGCGUACCAGUGCGCCGACGGCAAGUACGUGCAGGUGCACUGCGCCAGCCAGGAGUUCGCGAUGAAAACGCUGCGGAUGAUGGCCGGCGAGGUCGAGGCGCUAGAAGGGAUGGACGAGGACGCAAGGUUCACCACCGCGCCCGCACGAAUCGAAAACCGCGGAGCGCUGGAGGCCUCGCUGACGGCAGGUUUCGCGACCAAGCCACGGGACGAGUGGGAGGGACUGUUGCUCAAGUGGGAUGUGCCCGGCGGGCCGGUAAACAACAUCGCCGAGGCCCUGGCAGACCCGCAAGUACAACUGCGCGACAUGGUGGUGGAGAUCGAGCACCCGGUGGCUGGCACGUACCGGACGGCCGGCAACCCCAUCAAGGACGGAAAUCCCGACAGCUUCGACCCUCCGCCUACACUGGGGCAGGACACGGACGGGGUGCUGACCGGGCUGCUGGGCUACAGCGACGCGGAGGUGGCAGAGUUUCGGGACGCAGGGACGAUUUAG